CAUCUUCUUCUCUUUUCCUUCUAUUGUAUUAAUCUUGUGGAUAACAUGGUCAAGGUUGUUUUUAUUCAUCCAGAUCUCGGCAUAGGAGGAGCAGAGAGGUUCGUAGUUGAUGCUGCUCUAGCUUUAAAGUCCCAUGGUCAUGAUGUUCAGUUUAUUACGUCACAUCAUGAUCCAAGCCACUGUUUUCAAGAGACCAAAGAUGGCAGCCUGAGAGUAACAGCAGUAGGGGACUGGUUACCUAGACACAUCUGUGGACGUCUGUACGCGUUCUGGGCGUAUGUAAGAAUGAUUUAUGCGGCUGUUUACUUGGUUUGGUUUUCUGGUUUAAAACCAGACGUGGUUCUGUGUGAUCAGGUGUCAGCAUGCAUUCCUGUUCUGAAGUGGAGCAAAGCCAAAGUACUGUUUUAUUGUCACUUCCCUGACCUUCUGCUCACCCAAAGGAAGAGUUUCCUUAAAAAGAUGUAUCGAGCACCGCUUGAUUGGCUAGAAGAGGUUACCACAGGAAUGGCUGAUGUAAUACUAGUAAACAGCAAAUUUACUGCAAGAACAUUCAGUAAUACAUUCAAGACGUUACAAGGCAUUGAACCAGCAGUUCUUUAUCCAUCAAUUAACUUCAAGUCAUUCCAUGUUCCAUUCAGUGAUGAAGACAUCAAAGACCUGAUCCCACCAACAGCAACAACUGUAUUUUUAUCUAUCAAUCGCUAUGAGAGAAAGAAGAACCUCCCCUUAGCACUGGAAGCAAUGGAUUGGUUAAAGAAUAAGCUGAAUGAGAAGGAAUGGAAGCAUACUCAUCUUAUUAUUGCAGGUGGCUAUGAUGAGAGAGUUGUAGAAAACAAGCAGCAUUAUUUAGAACUACAAGCUCUUGCCACACGUUACAAUCUUACAGACCAUGUGACCUUCAUCAGAUCGUUCUCUGACAGCCAAAAACUUGCCCUUCUUAAAUGUAGUAGUUGUUUGAUCUACACACCAAGUAAUGAACACUUUGGGCUUGUUCCUAUUGAAGCAAUGUAUGCUGAAAGACCUGUUAUUGCUGUUAACAGUGGAGGACCUUUGGAGACCAUCAGUAAUAAUGAAACUGGAUUCCUGUGCAACCCAGAUGCCGAGUCAUUUGCAAAUGCUAUGGAAAAGUUUGUAAAAGAUAAAAGUCUUUCUGAGAAACUUGGUAAUGCAGGUCGACCACAUGUUAUGAGCAAGUUCUCUUUUGAUGUGUUUGCCCAACAGCUUCAUACUCUAGUGUCAGACAGCAGUAGACCCACCCGACUAUGGUCAGUUCUAGUGAAGUUUUUACUUGUGGUAUUUGUAUUCUCUGUUGUUGCUGCUCUAUAUGUUUUUCCUAGAAAGUAAUGAUCUGUAAUGUAUAUCAACUUCACUAAAGACUAGGUUCAUUGGAGUAUUAGAUAUUAGUAUUAGAUAUUAUAAAAGAAAGUAAAUACUAGAAAGUAAUGAUCUGUAAUCUAUAUCAACUUCACUAAAGACUUGGUUUAUUGGAGUAUUAGAUAUAAUUAUUAGAUAUUUUUAAAGAGGGUAAAUAGAGUGCAAAUAAUAUACCUGUGAAAUAGUUAGGAUAGUUAGCGCUUAAUUAGACAAGACAUGGGAAUUCAGUGAGGCAUGACAAGGGCACGGGCGUUUUUUAGAGUUAACAACUCAAUACGCAAAUGAAUAGACACGAAAAUGCGAACACUGAAAAUUAUACAAAGGAAAAACAUGUACAAUAAAAUAUUGUUUCAGCUUUUGUAAGUGUGUUUAAAAAUAUUUAAUAAUGUGUGCCCUUGAGUAGCAUGCAUGUACUAGUUUACCCGUCACGGCUCGCCUAUUUCUUUAACUUAUUAGACUUUAGGCAACCAAUAUCACAAAGUUAGUAAUUAGUUAGCUAGCUAUCUAUUUCACCGGUAGAUUAUUUGCACUCUACUAGAAAGUAAGGAUCUGUAAUGUAUAUCAGCUGCACUAAAGACUAGUUUUAGUGGAGUAUUAGAUAUUAUUUUAAAAAAUUCAAUCCUUUUCGAAUUUGAUUUUCCACUCUUUUAAUACAAACUAUAUCAUCAAUAUUGAAUGGAUGGCACAAUAUGAUAAUCAUUAUAUUACACCCAUUAUAAUGCAACUAGCAAAGUUAGUGUUUGAUUGGUUGUGAUAGGGCAAUCUGCUAAAAGAUGACAAUCAAUCAAAAAUAUUAUUAGAGUAUUGUGGGUACCCACUUUUAAUUUAAUGUGUAGUUCCAGAAAUUAUCCAUAUCCCCCCACUGAGGAAUUUUUUAAAGACACCGCCCUACCCCAGGAAAUUCCAAUUUUCUUCCAUACAAACUCUGUAAUUUUUGUU
This is a messenger RNA of Actinia tenebrosa (Australian red waratah sea anemone), 2313 nucleotides long. Its product is annotated as alpha-1,3/1,6-mannosyltransferase ALG2. Gene Ontology annotation, cellular component: endomembrane system. Gene Ontology annotation, biological process: dolichol-linked oligosaccharide biosynthetic process. Gene Ontology annotation, molecular function: GDP-Man:Man(1)GlcNAc(2)-PP-Dol alpha-1,3-mannosyltransferase activity. The record is from RefSeq and is a predicted model, not a curated record. Lineage: Eukaryota; Metazoa; Cnidaria; Anthozoa; Actiniaria; Actiniidae.